UUUUAUUGUGACUACUGUGAUACGUACCUUACACAUGACUCGGUAAGCCAGCAUUUCAUUUUGUCUCUGCACCCUGUAACAUAGCGAGCACUCCAUAAAUUGCACACUGUAUUAACAUUAAAUUGAAUAUGAUACAUUUUUACAGCCAUCGGUGAGAAAGACCCACUGCAGUGGAAGAAAGCAUAAAGAGAAUGUGAAAGACUACUACCAGAAAUGGAUGGAGGAGCAGGCACAGAGCCUCAUCGAUAAAACAAGUAAGCAAAUGUGAAUGGGGUAGCUAAACAUUCAGCAGAUUCUAUGCUGUUUUUGUUUAUAAGCUACAGUUUGUGCAGAUACAAAACAUACACAAGCCCCACACUUGCAUAAUAAGCGUAUAGUGUUCGAAUUCGGUGGUAGCCCUGACCAAGAUUCGAACUCGGGUCCUGCGACUGUCAACCCUACACCUUAGCCGUUAUGCCAAGAGAGCCAAACAUCUUUUAAGGUCGCUACACUACCCCCUUGCGUGUCCCCAUGCUUCUCUAUACGAAGUCCCUCACGUGAACACAUGCAUCUCCGAUGGCCUCACCUGUGCCAUCCCACGUCAGACACCUAUCUAGUGAAUUCCGGGGUAGCGCCCCGUGUCCAGCGACUGUCAACUCUACAAUAGGUUAACAUGUUGCCUUCUGUUUUCCUCCUCAGCGGCUGCCUUCCAGUCGGGUAAGAUCCCUCCUACUCCGUUCCCUGGUGCCCCUCCCCCAGGCAGCGCCAUGCUCCCUCCUCCAAACAUCAGUACGUAGACUGUGGACCAACCACAACAGUGCUAGUCUAGUAUUUUGAGAAUUCUUUCUAUUUAAAUGUGGUACUGAUAACUUGGUGUGUUGGGGACUGAGCUUUAAUCUGUAAUUUGUGAACCCCAGGUGGCCCUCCACGUCCAGGCAUGUUACCAGUGCCCGGGCCCCCUAUGGGUGGUCAUGGUCCUCAUAUGAUGCAAAUGAUGGGGCCCCCACCACAUGGAAUGAUGCCUGGAGGUGAGAUUAUUUCCCCAACACCUACAUCAUAUAUUGUUGAUGUAAACAAUGCGUGUGAGAGCUUGUCUUAAAAAAUAUUUUUGAUGGGCAUUGGAUUAAAGCUCUGCAAGUUCUCACCCAAAAUGUAUCUGCUACUGCUCACAAAUCUUCACUGAACAAAACAAGGUUGGGUCAAGGUCAUAGCUUUGAGAUCUAUUUUUCACCAAGUUUGAUGGGACAUGUCAUAAUAGUCCAUAAGGGACAUGUAUACUGGACCAUGAUUAGGAUAAAAUGUAAAAACCAAGUAAAAUCAGAUGUGAUUUUUGUGAUGUUUGCCCAGGUAUGCGACCACCAAUGGGCCACAUGCAGAUGAUGCCUGGCCCACAUAUGAUGCGCCCCCAUCGGCCAAUGAUGCUUAUCAGACCGGGUAUGAUCCGUCCGGACAGA
Coregonus sp. 'balchen' is the source of this 1433-nucleotide messenger RNA. Lineage: Eukaryota; Metazoa; Chordata; Actinopteri; Salmoniformes; Salmonidae. The record is from the annotation of a GenBank genome assembly.